AUGAGACCCCUUAUGCCCAGAUUUCACACCUUGCGUCGGGGAUACGCAACUCAGAUUGCAUCCUCGUCAAUAGAGGCGGGAAUCGCCAAGAUCUUGCACACCAACAAGGAAAUCCCAGACCACCUCUCACCAACCCACUCACAUCUCCUCAACCUCCUGUUCUCGGACAUCUUCAACUCGGCCGCCAAACAUCCGCCAAAAUACCCAUCACUCUCAGAACCCGCCGUCCCAUUGCCGCAAGGCCACCACCUGGUCUAUUUCCCCCUCCAAUCACCGCCCUCAUGGCUAAUGCCGGACGGCACGGAUCCGGAUCACUGUCCCGGUGCGCCCUUUACGCGUCGCCUCUGGGCAGGCGGCGAGGUCCGGUUCCGCGAGGGUUGGGAGGACGAGCUUCGCCUUGACGGGCGGAAAGUUGGCUGUGUCGAGAGCGUGGAGGAUGUGAGGGCCGAGAAGGGGAGGGUGUGGGUCGAGCUUUGGCGGCGGUAUGGGGUAUCUGCUGCCGGUCGUGGCGAAAGCGGUCCAGCGGUCGAGGAGAGAAGAACGCUGGCCUUUCUUCCUGACGUUGAUGCUCCUGCUCCGGCGCGGCGAAGUUUGAAAGCACCGCAUAAGCCGACGGCGUCUCUCACGCUCACGCCGACGCAGAAUCUCCUCACCAACUUUAGCGCGCUGACGUACAAUGCGCAUGCAAUCCAUCUAGACCCGGCGUGGGCUGCGCAGGAAGGCCACCCGGCGACGCUGGUCCACGGACCUCUGUCCCUGGCUCUGAUGCUCGCGCUCCUGAAUAGGCAGGGUAGGGGGCAGAGUGUGCGCUGGUACGGGUACCGGAACCUGGCGCCGCUGUACUGCGGCCGGGAGAUGACGCUGUGCCUCCGAGAAAAGGAGGCGAGUGGCAGCGAGAGGAAGUGGGAUGUUUGGAUUGAGGGCGCCGAUGGAGGGAUGGCGGUGAAGGGGACUGCUAUUACUGUCGAUGGCUUAUGA
Messenger RNA from Colletotrichum orchidophilum, 978 nucleotides. RefSeq lists its product as uncharacterized. The transcript has 2 exons. Gene Ontology annotation, molecular function: (3R)-hydroxyacyl-[acyl-carrier-protein] dehydratase activity. Gene Ontology annotation, cellular component: mitochondrion. Bases 1 to 978 code for a protein of 325 amino acids. NCBI's taxonomy places the organism in Eukaryota, Fungi, Ascomycota, Sordariomycetes, Glomerellales, Glomerellaceae. The record is from RefSeq and is a predicted model, not a curated record.